AAAAAGUUGUAUAUUACAGUGCAUUACUUGACAUAGAUAUGCAGAGUUAGGGACGGUUUUAAUAUUUGAAGACUUGAGAGGACUGUUCUAGAAUUUUGAUUGUAGAAAAUGCGUCUUAGUAUAUACCAAGGACUUUUGUUACUUUAUAAAAUCCUGCAAAUUUCUGCUGAGCAAUUUACAUCAGAAACUUUCCGGAUAAAUCCAGAUAAGCGAGAUGUAAAGUUGCGUGGAUUUACUUAUCGCAAAUUUGAAAAUAUAUCACCGAGGGCAUGCUUCCAAAAAUGUAUCCGGCGAACACGAUGUUAUUCUUACAACUAUAACAGAGCUUCUCUUAGAUGUGAAAUUAAUAUGAAACCAAGAGAAUUUUCUGGAGGCAAUUUUCAGACUGAGAUUGGUUAUAACUUCGUUGAGAUUCAACAUUACAGAGGGGAUCCGCUUUUUGACCCCUGUAUAGGCAGUCUAUGCAAAGGAGAUGAAGUAUGUGAAAUUCUGCAGAAUCAAGACACUAUCUGUGUAUCAGACGAUUGUAAAAUACCGAACGGAGAACCAAUAAAUGUUGCGCUUGGAAAGGUCACUGGACAAAGUUCCACACAAAUGGAUGCAGUUGUUGAGUAUCCAUCAGAAUAUGCUGUUGACGGCUUUACAAAUACGUUUUCACAUACGAAUGCUGAACAGUCACCGUAUUGGUGGGUAGAUCUAGGAACCAUUUACACCAUUAUGCGAAUUGAAAUCAUCAACCGAGCUAAUUACGGCGAAAGGCUUCAUGAUCUUGACAUAGCUGUUGGACCAAGCCUUGAUGAUAUUUCAAUAUUUUCACAUUACGAAGGACCCGGUAAAGAUGGAGAGCAUCUCGUAUUUCAGCGCAAACGGUAUACAGACGGUCGUUUUAUCAAACUGACCAUCACUAAUGGAACAGAAAUGCUAACCGUGGCAGAGCUAUAUGUCUUUGCUUAUCCAAUAUGUUAAUAAAUGGACAGAAUGAUCAUAACAUUUUGUAUAUGUGUCAUGAUUACUUUUUUUAUAUUUCACUUAUUAUAUAUUUCAUGGAGCAAUUUGAACAUCCAAAAUUUGAAAAUCUGUUAUUAAAGUCGUAAACAAAUCAAAAUAAGACAGACCUUCGCAUUAUCAAUCUCACAUACUCGAGAUCGUAGAUCAGCAUUAUAUAACAAUUGAAUUAUUAAGACUGGUAGAAAUAUUGGCAGAUAUUUUGUUCUGAAUAAAUAUGGGUCUUAUUUUCAGACACGAUUGCCUACAGAGGACUUUAUACUAUUACAAAAUUAGUGUCAUUUGGCGAAUUCGUUUUAAUAAAAUAUUCGUUAUGUGUUGAUAGCACCUAUUGUCAAAUUUGCUGCAUAUUGUACUUGCUACAUAUCAGCUGCGAAUCCCAAUGUGAAGCUUUUACACGUGAUCGCGGCGAACAAGUUCAAAAAGGCUUCCAUGUUAGCUCAAUAUAACUUUAAUACCCCCAGUAAGAUUUUAUUGUUACCAGCAAUUAUUUGUUUUCAAUAGUUUAUAACAUAUCUUAAUAUACUAACUUAAAAAACAUUAUGGUCGUACAUCCUGUGGAAUCUGUUCACUUAUAUUUUGCGUUGUUAUUAUUUUAUUUUUUUAAUUUUUCUAUGUCGGGAACUUUUUAUUCCUGGGUAUACAUUAUUGGUUAUGCUAAUAAUUUCAUAAGUUUACGCAAUUUUGACUCCUGUGGAUUGUUGUCUCCGAUUAAGAUUUAAACCCUCGAGACCCCUUAUUUUGUAUCCAUCCGCUGAUAUUUUCACAAUAUAAAUAUGAUUAAUUUUAAUAGUAGAUUUAUUGGAUUGUACAUUCGUGUUUUACAUAAGGGACCGUGCAAUAUUUAUCAGGCAGGUGGGACCAAAAAGAAGUGAAUGUCUUAUACUGCUUUCGGUUGUAAAACCUCGAUGUCCUUUGAUUUACAUGCAGAAAAAAAAAGUAUGUAUCCUAUUAACUUUAUCUGAAUUAAUAUGUCACUAAGUGAUAUGAUGUUCUAAGUGAUAGUUGUUUUUCCUGUAGUAAUAAAUGAAAACUGUUUUUGAAUAUUGUUGUUCAAGUUUGUAAAUGAUCAAUAAUAGAAUAAAAAAGACGUUUAAGAUUGUACUUAAGUGAAAUUUAAAAAAAAAAAUCUGGAAUUUAAAAUUGAUGCUAUAAAUCAGAACAGCAUAAGUUUAUAAGGAAUUGAUAGGAUAUGGAACUCAUUUUCGAGACAUUUGAUGUUUAAAAAACGGGGAGAAAAGCUUUCUUGGACUUUGACCUUAUAUUUAGCAUUGGCAUUACUUGGGCUUCAAAUCGUAAGAAAGGAAAUCUAGAAUCUGCUUUAAUUUUGUCAAAUGACUUUUAUGACUUAUUGAAGUCUUCUAUGAAAAGAAAAGUAUAUAUGUACAUGUUGUUCAACUUUGCCUAUUUAUCUUGAAAGAGGUUGCUUCAUUUAAUUUGUUCAUUUGAUGAUUAUUACUUGCUUUUUAAUAUCAAUGUUGAUUUUGUCUGCAAAUUGUUAAAAAUGGGUUACUUCAAAUGAAUAUGAACAUAUCAUGUAUUUCCAUGAUAAUAUAUCAAAGAUGAUGAUUUAAGCCAAAAAAUAAAGAGCCGAUAUGCCAAUACUUGAACAUUAAUAAAAUUUGCAAAUCAAACAAAUACUAUAGUAAAUAUCAUUUAAGUGUGUUUUCUAUUAUAAAGCACAUGUAUACUGAGAAAAACAGUUGAGCAACAUGUAUUUUUAGUUUAAUAUAUAACAAACAAUCGAUACUUUUAAAUAUCUUACGGUGUUUAUAUAUCACAACUCGUUCGCUAUGCCCGUGUCUGUUGUGACGUUUUAGAUUUCAAUGAACGUAUUCUAAAAGGUUACCCACACUGUAAUUAUAUCUUUGAAUAUUGUUUUUAUUGGUAUUAAUAUUGAUUUUGUUAUCAGUAAAUUAAAAUCAAACUAAAUGUUAUUUUUAUAUACAUAUGCACAUUCAUGGCUCUACAAUCUGUCGAUACCUGUAUCUUGGCAUUGCACAAGGUCAUGUUUUUCUCUGACAGU
Molecule: messenger RNA, 3031 nt
Organism: Mytilus californianus (California mussel)
Lineage: Eukaryota; Metazoa; Mollusca; Bivalvia; Mytilida; Mytilidae
Exons: 4
Coding region: 109-966 (285 amino acids)
Source: RefSeq, a predicted model, not a curated record